ACGUGUCAACCGCUCAACUUGAGAACGCUCCUCACUGAUUGCAUUUCCUGAUUUCCAAAAACAUGGAAUUACGUACAAGAAUACAAAAUUAAAGAUCUGGAAUUGAAUUGAAUAGGCGAUUUUCUCUUGCACGUGGAAUCUAACUGCAAGGCACAUCAACGGUUAAGUUUUGAGCUAUGUCAAGGAGGCCAGUCAAUCCGUCUCGGCGAUACGGAGACAGUAGUGGAGGAGGAGGAGGAGCCGCUGGUCUCUUCGCCUUCAAUUACAAGUCGCGUUCUGCUCCAUAUUUUCCGAUUGUUCUUAUUGUCCUCGGAGCACUCUUUAUUUUUGCCUACUUGUUCAGGGGCUCAGGAGGAUUUGGUAGCAACAAAGGGGUUGUCAGUACGAUUGAAGGUGAUUUUUCGUGCACAGUAGAGGUUCAGCGAGCAAUUCCAAUUUUGAAGAAGGCCUAUGGUGACCACAUGCGUAAAGUUUUGCAUGUUGGCCCUGAUACUUGUUCGGUGGUUUCUUUAUUGCUGAAAGAAGAGGAAACUGAAGCUUGGGGUGUGGAACCAUAUGAUAUUGAGGAUGUGGAUAGUCACUGCCGAGCACUAGUGCAAAAGGGCAAUGUGCGUGUUGCCGAUAUCAAGUUUCCUCUUCCUUACAGGCCAAAGUCUUUUUCUCUUGUAAUUGUGUCAGAUGCAUUAGACUACUUGUCUCCAAGGUAUCUCAACAGAACGCUUCCUGAAUUGGCUAGGGUAUCGAGUGAGGGUCUGAUAAUAUUUACAGGCUUUCCAGGUCAGCAUAGAUCUAAAGUUGCAGAAGUAUCCAAGUUUGGAAAAGCAGCUAAGUUGAGGAGUUUGUCUUGGUGGACACGAUACUUUAUCCAGACCAGUUUAGACGAAAAUGAAGCUGCUGUGAAGAAGUUUGACCAGGCAGCAGCAAAGAAGUCGUACAGCCCAGGUUGCCAAAUUUUCCACCUCAAGGCAUACAGUUGACUUCCUGCAUAAUUUAAAUCAACUUUUACUGAAGCUCAUUGGUAUAACUAAACCCAAAUUUUUUUCUGUAAAUGUGGAUCAGAGUAAUUCAAAUUCUUCAAUAGAAUAUUUUUGCUAAUUAUUUUGUAUCAUGCUGUAUUUCAACCCACAUGACUUUUAUUCUUUGAUUGUCAUUGUUAUACCGAAAUCGGAGCAUGGAUCAAUAUUCUUAGCUCAAAUUAUGUUUCGGUCUGACUGUUUUAACUUGUAACAAGAAGUUGUUUAGCUAUUGAUACCCUUAAAAUUUGAAUUUUGGUUA
Molecule: messenger RNA, 1275 nt
Organism: Jatropha curcas
Lineage: Eukaryota; Viridiplantae; Streptophyta; Magnoliopsida; Malpighiales; Euphorbiaceae
Product: putative pectin methylesterase CGR2
Biological process (GO): pectin metabolic process
Molecular function (GO): methyltransferase activity
Source: RefSeq, a predicted model, not a curated record